AUGACUACAUUUCAAGACGACGAUAUUUCUUCGUCUGAGCUAGGUUUCACAGCCAGCAGUAAAUCUGAUUUCAUUCCCGAAGACUAUGUAAACUCACCAUCGUCCGAUACAGAAACAUAUUUAAAAAAAUUAAACGAGUUUUCGGGAGAAGUCGCUAUAGAAAGAGCACGUAAAUUUAAAAAUGUACAACAAGUUGGAUCUUGUAAAAAUAAGGCAACUGCAUUUGAACGAGCUCCAGAAGAAUUUGAUGCCAUCGAAGUUCGGCGUUUAGAAAUUGAUAAUCAGCGGGUUUUAAACGAAGCUGACCGAUUUAAGAUUGAAACAGAUAAAACAAAGGAGGUGAGAAUUGUUGAAAUAAGGGAGCUUAAUAAAAACCUUAAAAUUCUGAUAGAAAAAUUGAGCACAGAAAUGGCAAGAACACUUUCAUGCAUAGAUUGCGAACAAGAUUGUGCCCACUAUCAUUUGGGAUAUUUUCAACAACACAAAAAGAAUCGAUUUACUAAGAGGCGCAACAAAUCCCCUGAAAAGUCAAUGCAAUUGGAUAAAAUGAAGGAUAAUCUUAAAACAACUGCUUUACCGGCGUCUUCGCGCAUUCAAGAUCAUACCGGAAUAAUCCCGGAGAAGUUCUAUCUACUUUUGAAGAUGGUUUAA
Pieris macdunnoughi is the source of this 651-nucleotide messenger RNA. The record is from the annotation of a GenBank genome assembly. NCBI's taxonomy places the organism in Eukaryota, Metazoa, Arthropoda, Insecta, Lepidoptera, Pieridae.